AUGGGAAAUCUUCCGCAAGUUCGAGUGCGUGAAGCCAUUCCCUUCGCCAAUACCGGCGUCGAUUUUUGCGGACCGUUUUACAUUAAAGAGAAAAAACACCGCAAUCGCAUUCGAAUAAAGGUGUACGUUUGUAUAUUUGUGUGCAUGACAAUAAAGGCGGUACACUUUGAAGUAGUGAACGAUUUAACCUCGGACGGCUUCUUAGCAGCCCUGCGACGAUUCAUCUCGAGACGGGGCAUACCAGCCCAAGUUUAUUCCGAUAAUGGAACAAACUUCGUAGGCGCGAACAACCAAUUGAGGGAAAUGUACGCUUUGUUUAACUCCGAUAAACAUAAGAAUACAGUUGAUCGGUUUGCAUGCGAAAACCAAAUUAAAUGGCACUUUAUCCCGCCAGCAGCACCACACUUUGGCGGGCUAUGGGAAUCCACCGUGAAGCUCUUCAAGCAUCACUUCAAACGGGUAGUCGGAGAUGCACUCUUCACAUUCGAAGAGUUAAAUACAUUAGUU
Vollenhovia emeryi is the source of this 507-nucleotide messenger RNA. RefSeq lists its product as uncharacterized. The record is from RefSeq and is a predicted model, not a curated record. The annotation marks the transcript as partial. Gene Ontology annotation, molecular function: nucleic acid binding. The transcript has a single exon. Gene Ontology annotation, biological process: DNA integration. Lineage: Eukaryota; Metazoa; Arthropoda; Insecta; Hymenoptera; Formicidae.